AUGACUGUUGCAUCAACAAAGGGAUUGUCACGAAAUUACUCAAGUUUAACUUAUGAACAACUGAAUGCUUUUUCCGAUUUAUAUCAUUCUGAUCCAAAAAAUUUACUUGCACAAACAACAUGUUGUCAAAUAGCUUUGGUCGAUGCUCUUGUCGACAGGAAAAAACGUUUUACUUCAUCACACAUGUUCAACACAAAGCUAUCAAUUGAAGGAAAAGCAACAAAUCAAAAAUCUUCUGGAAGAUGUUGGAUCUUUGCCAUGCUCAAUUGUAUGCGUUUACCCCUGAUGAAAUCAUUAAAAGUAUCAGAGUUAGAAUUAAGUCAAAAUUAUUUGUUCUAUUGGGAUAAAAUUGAACGAUGUCACUAUUUUCUAACAUCAAUGAUCGAUCUUGCAAAGAAACAAGAACCAUUACAAGGCCGUUUAGCGCAAUUUUUGUUGAAAGAUUUAAUAAUUGAUGGAGGUAGACAAUGGGAUAUGUUAGUGAAUCUUGUGAAAAAAUAUGGCGUUGUUCCCAAAUCUGUUUAUCCUGAAAGUUCAAAUUCAGAGGGUACAGUGAAUAUGAACAAACUCCUUCGAGCGAAAUUGCGUGGCUACGCACAAGAAAUCUACGAAUUCAUCAAUGAUGGUAAACGUAGUGAUGAUGAAUUGUAUCAACGAGAACUUGAAAUGAUGAGCUCGGUAAAAAUAGUUUUAACUUGAUGUUUUUUCUAAACAUAGUUUAUUUGAUUCAACAAAGCGGAUGGGUCCAUCACACGUUGAGAAGAAUCGAAAAGGAAAAAUUGAUUAUCACACAUACAUAC
Didymodactylos carnosus is the source of this 800-nucleotide messenger RNA. The record is from the annotation of a GenBank genome assembly. NCBI's taxonomy places the organism in Eukaryota, Metazoa, Rotifera, Eurotatoria, Philodinida, Philodinidae.